This is a messenger RNA of Eurypyga helias (sunbittern), 1723 nucleotides long. Its product is annotated as plexin-A2. Gene Ontology annotation, biological process: regulation of cell shape; regulation of GTPase activity; semaphorin-plexin signaling pathway involved in axon guidance. Gene Ontology annotation, cellular component: semaphorin receptor complex. The annotation marks the transcript as partial. The record is from RefSeq and is a predicted model, not a curated record. Lineage: Eukaryota; Metazoa; Chordata; Aves; Eurypygiformes; Eurypygidae. Gene Ontology annotation, molecular function: semaphorin receptor activity. The transcript is spliced from 10 exons.
GACCGAGUCGGUGGCCGAGAAGAUGCUGACUAACUGGUUUGCCUUCCUCCUGCACAAGUUCCUCAAGGAAUGCGCUGGGGAGCCCCUCUUCAUGCUCUACUGUGCCAUCAAGCAGCAGAUGGAGAAAGGUCCUAUUGAUGCCAUCACCGGAGAGGCCCGUUAUUCCCUCAGUGAGGACAAGCUGAUCCGGCAGCAGAUUGAGUACAAGACGCUGAUCCUAAACUGUGUGAACCCAGAUAAUGAGAACAGUCCCGAGAUCCCUGUGAAGGUGCUGAACUGUGACACCAUCACUCAAGUCAAAGAGAAGAUCCUCGACGCAGUAUACAAAAACGUCCCAUAUUCUCAAAGACCAAGAGCUGUUGACAUGGACUUGGAGUGGCGGCAGGGCCGGAUAGCUCGCGUGGUCCUGCAAGAUGAAGACAUCACCACCAAGAUUGAAGGAGAUUGGAAGCGCUUGAACACCUUGGUGCAUUAUCAGGUAUCAGACCGCUCAGUUGUGGCUCUGGUUCCCAAACAGACCUCCUCCUACAACAUCCCUGCCUCUGCCAGUAUAUCCCGGACGUCUAUUAGCAGAUAUGACUCCACCUUCCGCUACACCGGCAGCCCUGACAGCCUGCGCUCCCGGGCCCCCAUGAUCACCCCCGACCUGGAGAGCGGGGUCAAGGUCUGGCACUUGGUUAAAAACCAUGACCACGGAGACCAGAAGGAGGGAGACCGGGGCAGUAAGAUGGUGUCCGAGAUCUACCUGACCAGGCUGUUAGCUACAAAGGGUACGCUGCAGAAGUUCGUGGACGACUUGUUUGAGACGCUGUUCAGCACCGUGCACCGCGGCAGCGCGCUGCCCCUGGCCAUCAAGUACAUGUUCGAUUUCCUGGAUGAGCAGGCAGAUAAGCACGGCAUCCACGACACCGACGUCAGGCACACGUGGAAGAGCAACUGCCUCCCUCUCCGAUUCUGGGUGAAUGUAAUCAAAAACCCCCAGUUCGUGUUUGACAUCCACAAAGGCAGCAUCACGGACGCCUGCCUCUCUGUGGUGGCUCAGACCUUCAUGGAUUCCUGCUCCACCUCGGAGCACCGCCUGGGCAAGGAUUCCCCCUCCAACAAGCUGCUGUACGCCAAGGACAUCCCCAGCUACAAGAGCUGGGUGGAGAGGUAUUACGCAGACAUCGCCAAGCUCCCGGCCAUCAGCGACCAGGACAUGAACGCCUACCUCGCCGAGCAGUCGCGCCUGCACUCCGCCGAGUUCAACAUGCUCAGUGCGCUCAACGAGAUCUACUCCUAUGUCAGCAAGUACAGCGAAGAGCUCAUCGGGGCUCUGGAGCAGGAUGAACAGGCACGUAGGCAGCGUCUGGCAUACAAAGUAGAGCAACUUAUUGGUGCCAUGUCUAUUGAGAGCUGAAGAAAGGUCGCGGUGCUCGCGGACGGCAAAGGGCAGAGGAUUGCACGAACUCUCGGGAAUUCAGAGGGAGAACAAGCAAGAAAGGCUCUGGACACAAAUAAAUACCAAGGCUCUUCUGGAGGGAGCAGAGACUGGCCCAAGGACUGACUGUGUUCAUACAGGAUCCGGUUGGAAAAGGCAAGAGGAGAAAAACACAAAGCAUCUCAAUCAAAGUCAGAUCAAGAUGGAUCAUUUUUUUUGAGUAUACAUGGAAACAAGGAACCUGGAAAGUCUGGAUGUCUCCAUGACUGCUGCUUUGCAUGAAAAUUGUUUGAUGUAUAUUAG